ACUAAAUAAAAUCAUUAGUUCUGACUGUUCUUUCGACAAAAACCCAUAGAAAACUAAAUCUCAAUUGACAUUUGACGUGAUGUUCACCAUAGGCCUGGUUCAACUCCACCAGUCAUGAAACCCAUCACCAACAGCAUUCCAUUAAUCCUUCUUCUCCUCUGCUUUGUUUUGAAAAUUUCCAGCAGCAUAGAUACGAUCACAUCGACACAAUUCCUCAAGGAUCCCGAAGCUAUUUUGUCCAAUCGUGGUUUCUUCGAAUUGGGUUUCUUCAGCCCUCCCAAUUCCACCAAUCGGUUCGUCGGAAUUUGGGAUAAACGAGUGCCUGUACCAACUAUUUUCUGGGUAGCUAACAGAGACAAGCCUCUCAACAACAAAUCCGGAGUUUUCACCGUAUCGAAGGACGGGAAUCUCGUAGUAUUAGAUGAACACGACAACAUUCUUUGGAAUUCCAAAGUUUCUAACGCUGGAGUGAAUUCCACCGCUCGUCUUCUUGAUUCUGGAAACCUUGUUCUGCUGGACUCUACUUCAAGGGCCGUCAUUUGGGAGAGUUUCAAAGACCCAUCAGACAAAUUCUUGCCAAUGAUGAAAUUCAUCACCAACUCAAUCACAAACGAGAAAGUAGAAAUCGUGUCGUGGAAAACCCCUUCUGAUCCAUCGUCAGGAAAUUUCUCCUUUGGAAUCGACCCUCUAACGAUCCCAGAAGUUAUAAUUUGGAGAAACAGCCGCCCGUAUUGGAGGUCCGGUCCAUGGGACGGUCAAGUCUUCAUCGGAGUACCUGGUAUGAACACUGACUAUCUUUAUGGAGGUAAUCUCAUAAUCGAAAACAAAACUUACUCUCUCUCAAUUGCCAAUGCAAACGAAGCUCAAUUAUACUUCUACUACUUGAACCCCAACGGGACUUUGGAAGAGAAACAUUGGAAUAUUGAGGAUCAGAAAUGGGAGGUUGCUUGGUCAGCUCCUGAAACAGAGUGUGAUGUUUAUGGUGCUUGUGGAGCAUUUGGGGUCUGUGAUUCUCAAAAAACCCCAAUUUGCAGUUGUUUGAGAGGUUUUAAGCCAGAGAUGGAAGAGGAAUGGAACAGAGGAAAUUGGAGAAGUGGGUGUGUGAGGAAUUCACCAUUGAAGUGUGAGAAGAAGAACAUCAGUGUUGAAAUGGGAAAAGAUGAGGAUGGGUUUUUGAAGUUGGGAAUGGUUAAAGUUCCAGAUUCUGCAGCCUGGGUUGUUGUUGCUUCGGAAAAUGAUUGCAGAAUCCAGUGUGCGUCAAACUGUUCUUGUUCUGCUUAUGCAUAUAAAAUAGGGAUUGGUUGUAUGAUAUGGAGAGGAGAUUUAAUUGACAUUCAACAAUUCAAGAAUGAUGGAGCAGACAUUUACGUUCGUGUGGCAUAUUCAGAAAUAGCUGAUGAAAGUGGAAUCACCAAAGACCUAAAAGUAAGCAUUAUAGCUUCCGUGGUAACAGGAACCUUAAUCCUUAUCAGUUGCAUAUAUUGCUUAUGGAAAAGAAAAAGGCAGAACAAGUUUUUGAUGAACACUGAUGUUGAUAUGAAGCAUGAUAAAGUGAACGAAGUUAAGCUUCAGCAGCUGCCUGUUUUUGAUUUUGAUAAGCUGGCAAUUGCAACUAACCAUUUUCAUUCCAAUAACAAGCUUGGUCAGGGUGGGUUUGGGCCAGUGUACAAGGGAAAAUUGGUAGAUGGACAAGAAAUAGCAGUAAAGAGGCUUUCAAAGACCUCUGGACAAGGGAUUGAAGAGUUUACAAAUGAAGUAAUGGUGAUUUCAAAACUACAACAUAGAAAUCUUGUGCAGCUUUUUGGUUGUUGUGUCGAGGGAGAAGAAAGGAUGUUGGUUUAUGAGUACAUGCCAAAUGGAAGCUUAGAUUCAAUUAUUUUUGAUUCAACUAAAGCAAAAGUGUUAGAUUGGAGAAAAAGAUUCAACAUUAUUGAAGGAAUUGCUCGAGGAGUUCUAUAUCUUCAUAGAGAUUCGCGACUAAAAAUCAUUCAUAGAGAUCUCAAAGCUAGUAAUAUUUUACUAGAUAGAGACUUAAAUCCCAAAAUUUCAGAUUUUGGUACUGCUAGAAUUGUUUACGGCAAUGAAGCUCAAGCUAAAACCACAAGAGUUGUGGGUACUUACGGCUAUAUGUCUCCAGAAUACGUAUUGAAUGGCCAAUUUUCAGAGAAAUCAGAUAUGUUUAGUUUUGGAGUUUUGUUGCUUGAAAUUAUUAGCGGAAGAAAAAAUACUAGCUUCUAUGAGAAUGAACACGCGUCGAGCCUUCUAGGAUUUGCAUGGAAAUUAUGGAUGGAGGACAACGUAGUUGCUUUGAUUGAUCAAACAAUGUUUGAAUUGCAUUUUCAAGCAGAGAUUUUGAGAUGCAUUCACGUGGGACUAUUGUGUGUUCAAGAAUUGGCAAAGGAAAGACCAAAUAUAACGACAAUUCUUUCGAUGCUUCACAAUGAAAUCACAGAUCUUCCGAUGCCAAAGCAACCUGGAUUUAGUAGCAGCAAAAUUGAGAUUCACACUCGGGCAUUCAAACAAAGCCAUGUUGGAACUUGCACGCCAAACAUGAUCACAGCUACCUCAUUUGAUGGUCGAUAGCAUAUUUAUGAAUUGUGGAAUUUUCACUAAGGGUUCCAGAGAAGCCAAUGCAGGAAGCAUGCAUUGGAACCUAACGGAUGCAAGAAGAUACAUUUUACUCGUGCACUUAACGUCAAAUCUCAACAUGCAGUAUGGGCAACCUGACGAGCAGUGACUUAGCAGAUCCGGAUGGCAAGCGGCUACAACAAGACAUGAAAUUGAAUGCUAUCAUAUCACAAGUUGCUAAGUCCAACACCUAUAAAAGAAGAUGCUACUCACCUGAAAAGUAGUUAGUUAGAGAGUUGUAAAGUUAGAAACUUAGGAGUAGGUAGUAGUAUCUCUAUAGAAAGUUAGUUCCUCAGCCACUUGCAAGAAUAAGAGGAGUUCGACCACCAUUUCCACUACCGAUACAAAGGUUUUGCUGGAGUUAGAGGUCGAGAGAGAUGACCUUCAACAUGCCUUCACCCCAAUCACAACAGCAAGCACCUAAAAUCAAGCCAAAUAGAGCAAGAGAUUGAUCCCGACGACUUGAGACGCUUUUCUUUCCCCUACUUAGCAUUUUCUUCCAUUAAUUGUCUUGAUUGA
Benincasa hispida (wax gourd) is the source of this 3147-nucleotide messenger RNA. The record is from RefSeq and is a predicted model, not a curated record. NCBI's taxonomy places the organism in Eukaryota, Viridiplantae, Streptophyta, Magnoliopsida, Cucurbitales, Cucurbitaceae.